Molecule: messenger RNA, 1595 nt
Organism: Xylaria bambusicola
Lineage: Eukaryota; Fungi; Ascomycota; Sordariomycetes; Xylariales; Xylariaceae
Product: beta-lactamase-like protein
Exons: 3
Coding region: 145-1230 (361 amino acids)
Source: RefSeq, a predicted model, not a curated record
GUCUCGGCAGACGGCAGUUUGAUUUUAAUGACUGCUUACCAUGGAGCUCGGUAUAAAUUAAAUAAUAAAUUCAAUUCCCAACUCUAUAAUAUCUGGUAAGUAUUCAGUCUCUCCCAAUUUAUAUUACAAUCUAAUCUUGCUAUAAUGACGGCUGCCCCCUCUUUUGACAUUCCGGCUGGUACCAUCGCCCAUGUAUACAUCAUCAAUACCGAUGUUUACCUAACCAAUCUUGCUACUGCCGCCCUACUAACCCCUAGCAUCGAUGGGUUCGACAAAUUUCGACCGUUGGCGUCCUGGUCUUUUUUGAUCCAGAGUUCAAAAGGCGAGAAAGUGCUGUUCGACCUAUCAAUACCCCCAGAUCCUGCCAGCUACUCUCCAGCCAUAUUGGAGAUGCUCGAUGCGGUAUCUGCUUCGGUUGAUGGGAAUAAGCACGUUGCGGAUGUUCUCAGAGGCGAUGGUAUAGACCCUGCUGACAUAGGUAGCGUCAUCUGGAGCCACCACCAUUUCGAUCACAUCGGUGAUAUUACGACUUUUCCUAAAUCGACCACUCUAGUCGUCGGGCCAGGUUUCAAGAAUGCCUAUCUACCAGCAUAUCCCACGCGAGCAGAUGUUAUUGAGGAACGUCAUUUGGAGGGUCGGACUUUACGAGAAAUCAACUUUUCUGAUGUGUCUCGAUCAUUGACUAUUGGUGCUUUCGAAGCGUACGACUUCUUUGGUGAUGGCUCAUUCUACCUUCUCCACACGCCUGGUCACACCAUCGGGCAUCUUGCUGGCCUUGCCCGGACCACUAGCAGUCCAGACACCUUCAUCUUCAUGGGCGGCGAUCUCUGUCAUCAUAGCGGGGAGAUCCGGCCAUCCCCUCAUCUUCCCAUCCCAGCGAACAUUCAAUUCCCUCUACCUGACUACCUUCGAGCGCGAAUCUCUGGUUGCCCGGGAGCAGAACAGUUUCACGCGCUGAACCAUAAGCACGGUCGCAAAGCAUAUGAACCCUUUUUCGAGCCUGUUCUUGCCGUCGACAUUCCGCAAGCGAUUCAAACGAUCAAGGACGCCCAGCUAGCAGACGCGCAAAGUAACAUCUUCUUUGUAUUCGCACAUGAUAUGGAAAUCCAGGGAAUUGUCGAUUUUUUCCCACAUCCGGCGAAUGGUUGGAGGGUGAAGGGAUGGAGGGAGAAGUCGUUGUGGAGGUUUUUGGCGGAUCUCACACCGGCUGCUGUAUCAAUUGGCCAGUAGGAAGUUCAACUGGUCGCAUGUAUGAAGUGUGUAGCAGUAUCGUGGUUGUAGCAUCGCGUGGCAUCAUGCGCGUUCAUCGUAAACAAGUCUCAUCUUUCGCGGGAGAGAGUCAGAGACACAUCAAUCAAAACCGCGACAUACGCGUCAUGUGCAUCUCAAACUCAUGUUUCCACGUGAUCUUGACUAUUUAGGUAAUCAUAUAGCUAGGUAUUACUAGACCCGAUUCCAGCGGAUUUAUGAAUGAGAAGGCAGGGGGAUGCGCUAGCACGAUGGGGGAGAGAUAGCGCUAUCAAACACACGCAAUAGGCAAUUAAGCCAGAGAAGAAGUAAUGAUCGAUACUCACGAUGAUGAGAAAUCAGUCAUU